Oldenlandia corymbosa var. corymbosa is the source of this 2235-nucleotide messenger RNA. NCBI's taxonomy places the organism in Eukaryota, Viridiplantae, Streptophyta, Magnoliopsida, Gentianales, Rubiaceae. The record is from the annotation of a GenBank genome assembly.
UCAUCUCUUAUUGUAUAUUCCCAUAUUGAAAAGUGAAUUAGUACAAUGAGUAUUGACUGAUACCAAAUGGGUUUUUGUCGCAUAAUGCUAUGGAAAUUGCAAAAACACUUCCCAGACAUUUUGAGUGAGAUGAACGACAGUUGACUUUCCUUUUUAAAUUGAAUUCCACAUAGACUUUCCACCCUUAAAACUAAAAACUCCCUAUAAAUACUCCAAUCUUAUACCCUCCAAAUUACCACCAUUAAUCAACACAAUCAUUUCCUUCUUUCAGUCCCAGGGAAAAAAGUGUUAUUAAAAAAAAAAAAAAUCAUAAAAAGAAAUGGAGAUCAUCUCCGUCAUCUCCAAUUGGGCACCAUACGCCGCCGUAUGGUCGGCAACUCUACUCCUCUUCCUCCUCUCCAAACACUACCUCCACCGCCAAAAGAAGCACUACAACUUCGCACCAGGGCCGAAACCAUGGCCCAUCAUCGGCAACCUGAACCUCAUCGGCCCACUCCCGCACAAAUCCCUCCACCAGCUCUCCAAAAAAUACGGGCCCAUUAUGCAGUUCCGCCUCGGCUCCCACCCGGCCGUUGUCGCCUCCUCCGUCGAGAUGGCCAAAAUCUUCCUCAAAACCAUGGACCUCAGCUUCGUCGGCAGGCCCAAAACCGCCGCCGGAAAAUACACCACCUACAACUACUCCGACAUCACCUGGUCCCCGUACGGGCCGUACUGGCGCCAAGCCCGGAGAAUGUGCCUGACCGAACUAUUCAGCGCCAAAAGACUCGAAUCCUACGAAUACAUCCGGGUCGAAGAACUGAAUUCCCUGAUUGCAAACCUUUUCAAAUCCUCCGGGAAGCCCAUUUUGCUAAAAGACCAUCUUUCGACACUGAGCUUAAACGUGAUAAGCCGGAUGGUGUUGGGCCGAAGGUAUCUGGAUGAAACAGAGAACCCGAUUGUUAGCCCGGAAGAAUUCAAGAAGAUGCUGGAUGAGUUGUUUUUGCUGAAUGGGGUGUUCACCAUUGGGGAUUUGAUCCCUUGGCUAAAUUUCUUGGAUUUGCAAGGCUACGUUAAGAGGAUGAAGAAUGUGAGCAAGAAGUUUGACCGGUUCUUGGAACAUGUUCUAAAUGAGCAUAUUCAGAACAGGAAAGUUGAUGUCGGUGAUGAUGAAGGAAAUGGAAAGAAUAAGAGUAAGGAUAUGGUGGAUGUUCUGUUGGAUCUUGCCAAUGAUCCCACUUUGGAAGUUAAGCUUGAGAGGCAUGGAGUCAAAGCUUUCACUCAGGACUUGCUAGCUGGAGGAACCGAGAGCUCAGCAGUAACUGUGGAAUGGGCCAUUGCUGAACUACUCAAGAAGCCCAAACUUUUCGAGAAGGCAAUUGAAGAAUUGGACCGGGUCAUCGGACAAAACCGAUGGGUCAAGGAGAAUGAAGUGCACAACCUUCCAUACAUAGAAGCCAUUGCUAAAGAAACAAUGCGUUUACAUCCAGUGGCACCGAUGUUGGUUCCUAGAUGUGCUAGAGAAGACUGCAAAGUUAACGGUUAUGAUAUCAAGGAAGGGACUCGGAUUUUCGUGAACGUUUGGACCAUAGGCAGAGAUCCGGAUGUGUGGGAAAACCCGGAAGAAUUUAACCCGGAUAGAUUUAUCGGGAAGAAUAUUGACGUUAAUGGUCAUGAUUAUGAAUUGUUACCAUUUGGUUCUGGGAGAAGGAUGUGCCCGGGAUACAACUUGGGGAUUAAGGUUAUUUAUGCUAGCUUGGCAAAUCUUCUGCAUGGGUUCAAAUGGAAGCUGCCCGAUAAAAUGGGCCCUGAAGAUUUGAACAUGGAGGAAAUAUUUGGACUUUCUACUCCAAAGAAGAUCCCACUGGUCGCUGUUGCUGAGCCUCGGCUUCCUCCCAACCUUUACUCUUUCUGAUGAUUAAAGGCUCUAUGUUUGUUAUCAUCAAGAUGCUUGUUAUAUACUCCCUCCAUCCCAUUAUUAUUGUCCAAUUUAGAUUUUUAUUUUUAGUUCAAAUUAUACUAAAAGUGAAAUCUCAGAUUGGACAAUAAUUUUGGAAUAGAGGGAGUAAAUAUUGUAACUUAUCUAGACGGUGUAACUUAUUAUAAAAUAAGUUGAAACUAAGAUUGGGAAAAUGGAAUAAUGCGUUUCCAUAGUGAUGUUAUUUGUGACUUAAUCUUCAUUGUAUGUGUAUGUAUGCAGGCCGUAUUUGAGAGUUAAAAGAGUUAUAUUUAUUUUCCAAAAUACUUAUUAAUUGCUAA